AUGGAGGUCCCUGCAGGGCCGUCUGCUGAAGAGGAGUCCUCUGCCCUGCCCGCUGCUGCAGCUGUUACCAGCGAGUCACAACCGACAUCAGCAACACCAGUACAGAUCACAGUACUGAAGGCGCAGGAUCUGAAAAGUAUCAAAAAUGACGUGUCAGUUACUUUGGUCCGUGUGGAGUACAACAGAGUGAUCCUGGGAGACUCCUCCAAGACUGAUGUCUUGCCAAAUGGGACAGCAAACUAUAAUUUCAUGACCAGCUUCGAGUGCAGCCCCGAUGGGCCCAACUCCUUGGAUGACAUUGCGCAAAAACCUGUGCUCCUGACAGUGACAGAGGUGUUGCAAAGGGAGAGGAGACAGAAGGAGAAGACUGUGCCUCUUGGCCAAGCCGUGGUGGACCUUCUACCUCUGCUGCAAGGACAGUGUUCAUUUAAGGUCUCAGCUCCUUUGUAUGCAGUGCCUACCUCUCCAUUAGAGAGCCUUCAGCCGGAGGCCAAGGGCGGCCUUGAAGUGGCAGUGUGCACCGAACAGCCCCUGCUUUCUGCAGCACAGCUUUCAAACAGUAACCUCCUGAGUGUCACGCUGGAGGCAGCGUAUUCUGUCCCCGAAGCGUUUACUCCCACUGGACCCCUGCAACACUACAUGGCUUGCUUGCAAGUACCAGCAGCUGGGGAGAAGGAAUUCCCCUUGCUCUUCAAGAAUGGCAUCCUGAAGCUUGCUGGUGAAAAAGAGCCAUUACCCCGGCCCAAAAAAUGGCCCCUUGCUAAUAUCAUGGCUCCCGGUGCUCUGAGCAUACCCAACUCCUUCAUCAUUGGUGGUCCCUAUGAGGAUGAGGAUGGAGAGCUCAACAAAAGAGAGGACAGGGAGUUUAGGAUCCAAGCAGAAAGCAUGAAGAGAAUCGUAUGGGACACGGAAAGGCGCUGUUACCUGGAUCCCACUGCAGUAGUCGUCCUGCAGAAGCGCAUUGCAGAGUGCCAGUACUGUCCUGUGGAGGUCUGCAGGAUGGCUGUGGCCUCACCCAGCAAAGGGAAAACUAGCAAAGCUGACAAGGGAGAUGAGGACAAGCAGAUUUUCUUCCAUGGCGUAGCAUAUGUCAACAUGGUACCUUUGCUGUGCCCUGGCGUGAAGCAGAUCCGAGGUGCUUUUCGUGUGUUUCCCUACCAAGACAGCAAGGUGUUCGAGAAGACCAAAAGUCAGCACAGUGUUUUCCAGGAUCUCAGGGCGCAGCUCACUCUGACUAAGGAAGGAUCGUGGACCCCAGGAAUCAGUACUCCCCUUUCCAGAGCUGUUCCCAGCAAGAUUCAGAAGGAAGACAAAGAGAAAACCACCAAAGAUAAGGAUUCCAACAGAAGGAUGUCCAACGCAUCCAAAAUGCAGUUGUCAGAUGCCACUGUAGAAGCUGAAAGUGUCACAUCUCUCAGCCUUGAUGGACAGCAGUACACUGAAGCAGGGACGUUCCUGGUGAUGGAGAUAAAGCUGGACAAGGCCUUGGUACCAAAGCGACUGAGAGAGGAGCUCACCAGACGGGUCAAGCAGAUGAUUCCUCCUCGCCCUCCACUGCCUCCCCGGACUGCAGGAGCCAAGAAGGCCGUGGAAGAUUAUCACAACCAUGUCACAAGCACUGCUGUUGCCAUCCUAAGUGAAUACCACAAGCAUUUUGGGAAGCGGCUACCUGACCAGGGAGCGAUAGACCACCAAACCCUGGAGGAACAGAAGCAGCAGCUCAACUUUGAGCUCAUCAGCUCUGGGAAAUACUUUGCUUUUAAGGAACAGCUAAAGUACGCUGUAGUGAAGAUUGUGAGGGAGAAAUACCUGAAGACCACAGCAUUUGAGAGCGAGGAGCAGUUCCAGGCAUUUCUCAGUGAGCUCUAUGAGUACCUCGUGGACCAGAUGCAUGUUGCCCUGAACCAGCUACUGUCUGAGGAAGCUGCUCCGCCUGCCCCUCUGUCCCGCAUGACUGAAGAGCAGCUCUGGCUCUUUGCUCGCGAAGCUGAAGUCAACAAGGACUACGAUCUGGCAUCUCUCUACCACCAGCAGAGGCUAGCUCAGGACCAGCACAACAUCCAGUACUGGCUGGACUAUGGGGCAUUCUGCCUCCUGCUCGAGGAAACAACCAAAGCCCAGGAGUGUUUCCAGCAGGCUCUGUCUCUGGACCUGAAUCACAUCCAAAGCUUGCUGCUCUGUGGGAUUGUGGCGGUCAUGCUGCAGCACUACGAAGAGGCACAGAUUUUCUUUGAGGAUGCCUGCUGCUUGGAGCCAUCCAGCAUUGUAGCCUGGACGCUUUCAGGUUUGUUUUAUGAGCUGCAGAAUAACAAUAUUCAGGCGGAAAUGGCCUUCCGUGAGGCUAAGAAGCUACUGCAGGCACAGCUCACCAAGGAGAGGAGCAUCCAUGAAGCGGCUGAGGGAGAAGGAGGGAAAAAGCACAUUUCUGCUGCUUGUGUGAGGUCUCCCAGCCCAGGCCGCGAAGAGUGCUUGCCAGAGGGGGUUCCAGACGGCUCAGCUGACAAACUGCCAGAGGCGGUGGGGCCUGCCCUGGCCUACGCGGCACCUGAGGAAGAGGCUACUGCACCGGAGGCAACCCCGAAAGCACCAUCCCCCGUUUCAGGACUUAGCCAACCUCCCUGCACAAUCUUCAUGAAGGCAGUGGAAUUCCUCAUGAAAGUCAAUGCCAUCCAGUUUGUUCGCAUGGCGCUUGCCCACGAGCUGCUGAGCCUUCAGGGAGGUCCCUCCUGUGCAUACAACCUGGCACUGGCCCACACGUACUUGCUGAAGGAAGAGCUCUCCAAAUGUGAAGAAUGUCUCUGUGAGGCCAUUAGGAUUGACUACACGAAUCCAAAUGUCUGGGCUCAGAAGGGGCACCUGUGCUACCUGAAGAGGGACUUUGGCAAGGCAAAGGAGUGCUACGAGCGAACCAUCAGUUUUGUGGAGGAUGCUGUGGAUAUGCACUUUGUCUACCUGCGCCUGGGCUCCAUCUACCUGGAAGAGAAAGAGUACGGCCGGGCGAAGCAGACCUACCUGCUCGCCUGCAGGAACUCUGCGUCCUGUCUCACCUGGCUGGGAGUGGGAAUCGCCUGCUACAGGCUGGAAGAGAUCGUGGAGGCAGAGGAUGCUCUCUCCGAAGCCAACACCCUAAGUAACACCAACGCCGAGGUGUGGGGAUACCUUGCCCUCAUCUGCCUGCAAGGGGGACGGCAGCUGGAGGCAGAGCAGUGCUACAAGUACACCGUCAAGGGGCUGGCCGGGCGCUACCUCUACCUGCUCUUCAGGCCCGUGGCGGGCAAGCACUUUGCCGUCCACCUCGACGUCACCACCGCGGAGAACCAGGUGGUUCGCAUCUCUUUCUCCAGCCUCUUCAAGGAGUUCAGAGCCACAGCCACCUGGCUGCAGUUCCCCUUCGUCUGCGGCGCGGCUGGGACGUCCGGGCAUGGUGAGGAGCGUGCGCAGUGCUGCCGCUCCGGCUCGCGGCGCAAGCUCGUGGGAGCAGCCCCUGCUGAGGUGCGCUGGACCUGCCUGGUGCUCGACCUCCCCACCAUCCUCUCGCUCUACCUCAGCCGCCGUUACAGCCACCUGAGGAGCGUCAAGCUCUGCUCCAACCUCCUGGUGAAAAACCUCUGCACGAGUGACUUGGUGUUCGACCCAGCUGUGACCUUCUCCGAAGCCCGGCAAGCCGACCUGGCCCGCCGCGGGGUCGCUCCCAUGCCGCGGGAAAUGGCUUUCCCUGUGCCGAAGGGCGAGAAUUGGCACGACCUCUACCACUACAUCAGGUUCCCAGCCGAGGGGUCCAAGCUGCUGCACGACUCCAUCCAGAAGAGCUCCCGCUCCUCAUGUCACCCAGGUGGCCAAGCCUCGGAGGACCCCAUCCGGCAGCUACCCCAGCCGGUGACGCUCACCAAAGCAGUCCGUGACCGACUGUCCCUCAUCCACCAGAUCACCAGUCCCAAAGCUAUGCCGCACCGGCGUCCUGUAACUGCGAAAAGCAUCCCUGAGGUUCACCUGACAGCCCCAGGGACUCCGAGAGCCGUGCCUGCUGCGGACAAGGAGCUGGAGAGGAACCAGAGGCCGCGCAGUGCGGGGGACGCAGGGCAGUCACGCUCACUGGCAGUCGGUGAUGGUGGCAUCCACGUGUACGCUCACCAGAUGAGCGAACGAACCAUCCGAGCUGUCCACGCCGGCUCGGAGGAGGGGCUCUUACCGGAUCCCAUCCUGAAGCUGAGAAUGAUUAUUGGCUUCGGAGGCUGCAGCACCAAAUGGGCCCUGUGGACUCACGACAACGCUGCAGUGGUCUACCCCUGCCACGCUGUUAUAGUGACCCUGCAGAUCCAGACCGGAGAGCAGAGGUUCUUCACUGGACACACGGAUAAGGUGUCAGCGCUGGCCUUCAACGGGAACAGCACCUUGCUGGCUUCGGUGCAGCCCGGUCCCCUGAGCGUGGUGCGUCUCUGGGAUUUCCCGACAGGCACCUGCCUCUCCGUGUUUAAAAGCCACGUCCGCUCCCUCUUGUCCCUCAGCUUUUCCUACAGCGGAGCCGUUCUGUGUGGUGUCGGAAAGGACAGGCACAGCAAAACGAUGGUGGUGGUGUGGAACGCUGCUCAGGUGACCCGUGGUGGAGAGGUGGCCGUGCUGGCCAAAGCGCACACAGAUGUGGACAUCCAGGCCUUGAAGAUUGCUUUUUUUGAUGACACCAGGAUGGUGUCGUGCGGCCGAGACAACGUCAGGCUGUGGCGAGUGCGGAGCGGAGCACUGCGCUCGUGUGCCGUCAGUCUGGGCGAGUACCAUUCCCUGGAGUUCACCGACCUGGCCUUCGAGGAGGGGCACGCGGCCGAGCGGGAGCCGGAGGACCGCACACUCUUUGUCUGCAGCAAGAGCGGCCACGUCUUGGAGGUGGACUACAAGAACGUCUGCAUGAGGAGCGCGCGGCGGCUGCUGCCCGCACAGCCCCAGGGCUGCCAGCCGCACGACAAGGCAGGCGGCUAGGAGGGCCCUGGGAUCGCUAUAAACAGUAUUAGCAUCUCCUCAACCUUCUGUGCCAUGGGUUCAGAAGAUGGUUACCUGCGGCUGUGGCCACUGGACUUCUCAGCCGUUGUCUUAGAGGCAGAGCACGAGGCUCCAGUGAGUUCAGUCUGCAUCAGCCCAGACAGCCGCAAAGUCUUGUGCACAACCGCUGCUGGGAAUCUGGGCUACCUGGAUAUCCAGUCCCGGGACUAUAACACCCUCAUGCGCUCUCACGAGCACUCCAUUUUGGCGUUCUCAGUGGAGGGGAUUUGGAAGCAGAUGGCAACGGUGUCUCGGGACAAUACCAUCCGAGUUUGGGACCUUGUCUCCAUGCAACAGCUGUAUGACUUCACAGCUGCAGAUGAAAUGCCGUGUGCCGUGGCCUUUCACCCUACCCAGCAGAUCCUGGCCUGUGGCUUUGACAGUGGCAUGGUGCGGACCUUCAGCUUGGCUGCCUCCGAUCUGCUGGCCGAGCACAAGCAGCACCGCACUGUGAUCACUGGACUGACCUUCUCUCCAGAUGGCAAAUUCAUGUUCAGCUCCUGUUUGCAGGGAACGCUGGCUCUUUAUGGCUGUAUGGCGCAGAAAAGCCACGUCCUGAGAGUCCUGGGCAAUGUGGUGGCCCGGGAUGCUGGGAGCGGUCCCGAUGCUCUGGCAGUCAGUGGGGACAGCCGUCUCCUGGCCUUCGUGGGUCACUCCAAGUACAUUGUGACGGUGAUGGAGGCCUGCUCUCUGGAUGAGCUGCUGAGGGUGGACAUCAGCAUCCUUGAUUUGAACAGCGCGGCCUUGGACUUUGCAGUGAGAGUCUGCUUUGCCCCCGUGCCUCGAGGCGAGCUCCUGGUAUCCACUUCUUCCAAUAAAAUCCUUGUGCUUGAUGCAAAAACAGGACGACUGGUGCGAGAGGUGUCUCCCGUGCACAAGCUCUCCUGUUCUUCCUUGGCGCUGAGCGAGGAUGGCAGGUACCUGCUCACUGCUGGCGACAAAGUUAUCAAAGUGUGGGACUAUCAGAUGCGCUUCGACAUCAACUUCCAGGUGUACAUCGGUCACUCAGAGCCAGUGCGCCAGGUGGCCUUCACCCCAGACCAGCAGCACGUCAUCAGCGUUGGAGAUGCCAUCUUCCUCUGGGAUUUCCUGGCUCUGCCUGCAGAGAGGUCACCCCUGGCCAGGGCUUGUUCCUCCAAGUCCACCCUGCUGCCAGGAGCAGAAGGGAGCUCUGAGAAGGUAAAGGAUGCCUCCGAGACACCUCGACAGACAGUUCCUCUUCCAUUGUUGUCCUCACCACCGUGUUUGGAUGUCAGCUCUGUCCACCAAACAGGAUGUCAAAGUAUUUUCUCCGAGUCAGACAAAGAGCAGGAAGCAGAUCUGCCAGGCAGAAGCAGGAUGGUGAUGAAUGGAGACAAAGAUGCCUCGCUCCUUGUGGUGGGGUCGGUCAGGAGCAAGGAGCUUAUUGUCGUGAGGCCCAAAGCGCGGCAGGAGAGCUCGACGUCUCCUGAAGAAUCAGCAAAUGAACCCAGAAAGGAGACCAGAAGUCCCAAGUCCCAGUGCUCCGUCCGGCCAGACUCCUACCGGCAUUUCACUCCUCACUUUAAGGCAUCGGUGCUCCCCCAGAGUUUUUUAUCUCCUCCAGCUGGCAGUGAGAUCCUGAGGCUGAAAGCAGUGAUCGGCUACAAUGGGAAUGGCAGAGGGAAUAUGGUGUGGAAUCCGGACACAGGCUUCUUCGCCUACACCUGUGGCUGUGUCAUCGUGGUUGAAGACCUGCACUCAGGAUCACAGAAUCACUGGCUUGGCCAUGCAGAGGAGAUCUCUACGCUCGCUGUCAGCCAUGAUGCCCAGGUUCUUGCCUCUGCCUCCGGGAAGAGGAAUGGAGACUCGCAUUGCCAGAUCUGCAUCUGGAACGUCCAGGAUGGGGUUUGCACAGCGAGUCUCUUCCAUCACGAGACGCAAGUACAAGCCAUGGCAUUCUCUCGGGAUGAUAGAUUCCUUGUUACCUUAGGGGACUACAGCGAUCAAACCGUUGCUCUGUGGAACACCUACACUCACGAACUCAUGUUUUCAACUUGUGUCCUGGAGCCAGUCCAUGACGUGGCUUUUAGUCCUCUUUGUCACAGAGAACUGGCCUGUGUGGGGAGGGGAACCGUGAUGUUUUGGCUGUUGGAACACCAGGGAGCUGAUGUCAGCCUCAAGGUUCAUCGGGCCCCAGCCCUGGAUGUUUUGGGGCCGGUGGAGCUGACCUCUCUCUGUUACGGUGCUGACAAUCUUCUGUAUAGUGGGACCAACUCAGGCCAGAUCUGCGUGUGGGACACUGAGACUAAUGGCUGCUUCAUGACAUGGGAGGCUGAUGAAGGCGAGAUUGGUGUGCUGGUGUGUCGGCGCAACAGGCUGAUGAGCGGCAGCAACACGAAACGCAUCCGACUGUGGGCAGUGGCCGCCGUGCGGGACCUGAGGCUGCGAGGUCCCGAUGCCAGCUCUAGCUCGGUCCUGCUAGAACAUGAGAUCACCCUCGAUGGGACAAUAGUCAGUGCAGCCUUUGAUGACUCUCUCGAAAUGGGAAUUGUGGGCACCACGGCAGGAACGCUAUGGUACAUCAACUGGAUGGAGAGCACAAGCAUCCGACUGAUCAGCGGACACAAGAACAAGGUGACCGAAGUGUGCUUCAGUCCUGACGAGACUCACUGCGCCACGUGCGGGGAAGACGGCAGUGUGAGGAUUUGGUCUCAGGGCAGCAUGGAGCUGGUGGUACAGUUCCAGGUGCUUAACCAGAGCUGCCAGUGCCUGGCCUGGAAGCCUCGUCCCAUCAUCAUGUGGGGAGCUGAGCGCCAGCACGUAGUGGCAGGGUACAGCGAUGGCACCAUCCGCGUGUUCAGCAUUUCCAGGACAGAGAUGGAGCUGAAAAUGCACCCCCAUGCUGCUGCAGUGACAGCAAUUGCCUACUCCACAGACGGAGAAAUGAUCUUAUCGGGGGACAAGGACGGGCUCGUGGCUGUCAGCAGCCCUCGCACCGGAAUGACUAUCCGCAUCCUGGCCGACCACAAAGGCUCCCCCAUCACCGUCCUCCAGUGCACCAGGAAGCAGUACCGUGACUUUGGUGUGGAAGGAGGCGAGCUCUGGCUGGCCACCAGCUCUGACCGGCGGGUCAGCGUCUGGGCCUCCGACUGGCUGAAGGAUAAGUGGGCUGCCAGCCCCUGCCUGCUCCUAGCACGGGGUCUCAUCAGCCUCCCGCCCAGCCUGGCCGCAUUCUGCCCUUGGGAACCCAGUACUCUGGUCUACGUCGGCUUUGGGAUGCAGAAGGAAGCCUUGUUUUACAGUCUGCGCAAGAAACAGGUAGUUGAGAAGAUUGCCUUGCCAUACUUCGCCACAUCGUUGAGCCUGUCUCCUGCAGCACGCUUCAUGGCUGUCGGCUUCGGCGGUGAGUACCAGAGGGUGCUGAAGCUGUCCCCUGUUGCUCGCUGUCUCGACGUGCAGCUCAGCAGGGGCGAGGGGGCCUGGGGGGUGAUCCGGAGCGAUGCUCCCAGCAGGGACAAGCCCCAUGGCGGCGGAGCCUCCUCCCCCCAGCACUGA
Molecule: messenger RNA, 8547 nt
Organism: Opisthocomus hoazin
Lineage: Eukaryota; Metazoa; Chordata; Aves; Opisthocomiformes; Opisthocomidae
Source: RefSeq, a predicted model, not a curated record